AUGACGGCCGUUCUGACAGAAACCCCCCCUCAGGUGCGUACCUCUGUGCGAUACAGCACCUUUAGCAUGGCGCCCUCAUUCGCCAACACCGUCCAGACCACCGACUCGGCCCACGCCGAGAUCACCGACAUUGCGACCGGCCUCGACCGCAUGGAAAACAAGGCUCUCAGCUCCCAAAGAGUCACCCUGAGCGAGGAGAAGAGCGCAAACCUGAGCAAGUUGGCCCUCGGUGCCAAGCUCGAGCGUGCACUGGACCGAAGAAUGAGCAGCCAGGACGCCGUAAUGCGUCCUCGCGGCAAAACCCUGACCGAGAAGCCUGCUCAGGCAGCAUAG
This is a messenger RNA of Colletotrichum higginsianum IMI 349063, 333 nucleotides long. RefSeq lists its product as uncharacterized. The coding region runs from base 1 to 333 and encodes 110 amino acids. The transcript has a single exon. The record is from RefSeq and is a predicted model, not a curated record. Lineage: Eukaryota; Fungi; Ascomycota; Sordariomycetes; Glomerellales; Glomerellaceae.